AUGCAUCGAAGGCACACCACCCUUCGGGAGAAGGGCCGGAGACAGGCCAUCCGGGGCCCAGCCUACAUGUUCAAUGAGAAAGGCACCAGCCUGACUGCAGAAGAGGAACGUUUUCUCGAUUCUGCAGAAUAUGGCAAUAUUCCUGUCGUGCGAAAAAUGCUGGAGGAAUCCAAAACCCUGAACUUCAACUGCGUUGAUUACAUGGGACAAAACGCCCUUCAAUUAGCUGUAGGGAAUGAGCACCUGGAAGUGACAGAGCUCCUCCUCAAAAAGGAGAAUCUGGCUCGUGUUGGAGAUGCCCUUUUGUUAGCCAUCAGUAAAGGAUACGUGCGCAUCGUGGAAGCAAUAUUGAACCAUCCAGCCUUUGCACAGGGACAGCGUCUCACGCUCAGCCCUCUGGAGCAGGAACUGAGAGAUGAUGAUUUUUAUGCUUACGAUGAAGACGGAACUCGGUUCUCCCACGACAUUACCCCUAUCAUACUUGCUGCCCACUGCCAGGAGUAUGAAAUCGUUCACAUCUUGCUUCUAAAAGGUGCACGGAUUGAAAGGCCACAUGACUAUUUUUGCAAGUGCAAUGAAUGUAUUGAGAAGCAGAGGAAAGACUCCUUUAGUCACUCUCGUUCCAGAAUGAAUGCCUACAAAGGAUUAGCCAGUGCUGCUUAUUUGUCUCUUUCCAGUGAAGACCCUGUCCUUACUGCUCUAGAGCUAAGCAAUGAAUUGGCCAGACUAGCCAACAUUGAAACUGAAUUUAAGAACGACUAUAGGAAGUUAUCUAUGCAAUGCAAGGACUUUGUUGUUGGAGUGCUGGACCUGUGCAGAGACACUGAAGAAGUAGAGGCUAUUCUUAAUGGAGAUGUGAACAUACAUUUGUACCCUGAGCACUACCGACCAAGUCUGAGCAGGAUCAAACUUGCUAUUAAAUACGAGGUCAAAAAG
This is a messenger RNA of Acanthisitta chloris (rifleman), 936 nucleotides long. RefSeq names its product short transient receptor potential channel 7-like. NCBI's taxonomy places the organism in Eukaryota, Metazoa, Chordata, Aves, Passeriformes, Acanthisittidae. Gene Ontology annotation, molecular function: store-operated calcium channel activity; protein binding; inositol 1,4,5 trisphosphate binding. Gene Ontology annotation, biological process: manganese ion transport; calcium ion transmembrane transport; regulation of cytosolic calcium ion concentration. Gene Ontology annotation, cellular component: membrane; cation channel complex. The transcript has 2 exons. The record is from RefSeq and is a predicted model, not a curated record. The annotation marks the transcript as partial.